Messenger RNA from Malaya genurostris, 5635 nucleotides. RefSeq names its product sodium- and chloride-dependent GABA transporter 1 (gene Gat). The transcript has 8 exons. The record is from RefSeq and is a predicted model, not a curated record. Gene Ontology annotation, cellular component: membrane. Gene Ontology annotation, biological process: sodium ion transmembrane transport. Lineage: Eukaryota; Metazoa; Arthropoda; Insecta; Diptera; Culicidae. Bases 3537 to 5264 code for a protein of 575 amino acids.
GAUUUUCAGCUUCUUGUAGGUCUUCAGGUGAUUUCGCUUCUUGAUACGCUGGAUCAUUCCGACACUGGAUCCUGCUUUUUUGCCAAAUCACGUAUUAACAUUGAUUUGUUUUUCAUGAUUAGAGAUACCACUUUCUGGUCCAGUUUCCGGUUGGAAGAACCGGGUUUUCUGCCUUUCCCUGGUAGCGUGUGUUCCCCAUACUUAUUAAUGAUGGUUUUAACACUGGCAUGGUGAAUUCCAAACCGCUUCGCCAAUUUUCGCAUACCCUUCUUACUUAGCCAUGUGUCCAGAAUCGUAAAUUUCACUUCCUUUUCAAUACGCGACAUUUUGAAAACGCAGAAUUUCAACCGCACAAACAAGUAAACAAACGAAAGCUGACAGCCAAACACACAGCAUGCUGUGAUCUGAGCAUAAAAAAUCAUCACAAAUACAUGCGUACAACACAAAAGUAUGUGGAUAGCUUAUUUUCGAUACCCUCGUUAUCCACUUAGAUAACGAUUGUUUUGAUUCCGGAGUGAAGUGAUGAAUCCAUGUUUCAUCCAUUGUCACAUAUUGACGCAAAAAUUCCGGUUUGUUACGUUUAAAUGUGGCAAAACACUGCUCAGAAUCAUUAUGUCAGCUCACUCGCGCAACUGCACUUUUCGAUCAUUCAAAACGAUUUUGUGGAUUUUUUAAAAAUGUUUUAUAGUGUCACCGUCUUUUGGACGUCCUUUGCGUUCUGCGUCAUCGGUGUCUCAACGACCUCAAACGUGGUGAGGACGUUUUAUUGUUGAACGGUAUUUUUUCCCAUCAAGAAGCAGUGUAAAAUUAAAACACGAAAUUGUUUUUGAUCCAUUGUUCUGAAAAUAACAAAACUAGCGUCACUCUCAGCACAAUAACUCACAAACUAAUGAAUAGAAUGUCAUGAAAUUUAAACUGAUGUCUUUUAAUGGUUAGUACUAACUGAAAAAAAGGUGACUAAAAUAAAACUGGCGCCGUCUAUGUGUAAGGCCCGGGACUUUUCAGCCAUUGUGUUAUAUGCGAAAAGGCAAAAAGAUUGUAGUGAUUCGGAAGCGAACAAAAUCACAAAGUUCAACAUGGAACAGAAAUCCAGGGCGCGCUCCGCUAUCAUCGAGAAUACUCCAACCGAACGAACAAUGCAAGCAAUUAAUUACUGAUCAGAACACAAUCGGAGAAAGAAAUAUCCAAACAAUUUCAACCGACCGAAUCCUCAGUUCGGCAUCACUGCAAUCAACGGAGAGGGUCAUUAACGGGAUUCGUAUCGCGUGAAGAAAAACAUAAUCGGCAAACGAUGAGCACACGCGAAACGGGCUGGCAUGGGCUAGUGGGUGUUGAAGGGGGGAGAGGGGAAAAGAUAGAGUAGCGAGUAUGGCACUGUCUCAGCAACAGGAUUUCUCAUCUCUAGCGCGAAAAAUUGGCGAACGGAAUUCAGGCAGGAAGAAGGCAAAAAUCAGCAACUGCAACGGCACACGUACCUGGGCUCUACACCCAACCAACAGACACACGCACACCAUCCGACAAUCGGAGCAUCCUUGCAUUCCAUUCCUAGUCGCUGUGCUGUAUAGUAGUAGCCAGCGCACGAGUGGGGGUGGGUGGCGUUUGGGUUUUAGGGAAUGAAGCACAAAAAAAAAUAAAACAAUAUUACGCUAUAAUCAUAGAAAUGGAGAGAAUGGCAUAAACCCUUCGGGGCAGCGCGAUGCUUCCAUUCGGCAAAUGACUUUGGCUUUGGCUCCUACUCCGGCGUGUGACGAUGGAUGAAACUUGUGGACGUGGCAGCGGAACGGAGCGGGGGAGCUUUAUGGAGCGUGCAGUACAAAACAGAGCAGCAAAAAAUUAUGCGAAUAAUCAUGAUAAUAAUCAGAAAACUCACAACACAACCGGAUUUAUGUUGAUGCGCUUACGGGUGCUGGGUUGAAGUGAUUUAUGAAGAGUUGCUUCGCUGAUACCGGGGAUACUAGGGAAAAAAAUGAAAGUCUCAGGGUAUGCGAAGGGAUAUCAACGCACGACUCGUGGAAAGUCCCCAUGGCUCUACUCGGAACUGAUACGUUUGGGAACGCUGACGGUCGGGAUUCCGUCCCGAUCCGGUGCAGAUCUUAGGGCGAGAACGUUGCCGGUCUGGAAAAUGCACGUUUGGAAGGAGCUAUCCUUGCCGGUUUUGAGUGGGAGAAUGAAAGUCGCAAAACAAAAGAAUUCAUAGAAUAUCAGAAAUUAAAAACUUAUCCUCUCCGGGCAAUUUUAAAUGCUUCUUUGUUUUUUCCAUCCUGUGCACAUAAUACAACAAACACUAGGCGGAGUAGUUUUUGCUUCUGGGAAUCUCCGGCGAUGAUUAUUACUACUACAGAAUAAAAAAAGGAGGAGCAGCGCGCUACUGGUUAAGGCUCGGAGCCCGGGAUGGAUGAGUUGCUUUGAAACGAGCAGUCGAAAGAAAAAUGGCGAAUGGUCGUGGAAGAAAAACCUACAGAAAAUAGGUCUCGUGGACAGCUCUGAAGUAUUAUCGUUUUAAUUCUUUGUGAUGAGUUGUCAAAGUGGGGUAAGACAACAAACGAAGUCUUCUGAAGAAUGCUGUUUGAUAUGUUUUGUAAAGUCAUUCGAAAUGGUUCGAUGAGUUUUAAUUUUGCAGGUAGUUUGAUGCUUCGAUCCGAUUGAUACGAGCGCCGGGAAGCGUAUGAUUAGCGGGUUUUUGAUAUACUAAUGUUGAUGAAAAGAGUCAAAUAUGCAGCUAUGCUCUAGCUACGAAGAACACUCCGAUGCCCUGAGUCGUUUGCUGUGAAGUGACUUAUCUUAGUCACCACCACGGAGUAAGCAAACUGUAUUUCGCAGUAAAUUUGUUUUUUUUUCAUUCUCCGGCAAAUCUAACGUGAUAUGUGCGACAAAAAACUUAUCUCGAGCAAACAGAGCCUUCUGCUGGCAUCAUAUUCAUACUCGCAUUCCAUGGAACUGUGCCAUAAGAUACGGCUAUGUUUAAAGUAGUAAUUGUUGCCGGGUUGCUUGCUGAAUAUAAGCCAGUACAUUUUUCAACCUGGAAAGAGGAAUUCAUUUUCCACACUUCUUCCUAUUGUUGGUUUUGAAAGCCAAAACUAUUGACGUCAGUGUUUGCCGUAAGAUAACCUAGUUUCUCGAUACAAAGAACAUGUUGCCAAGUACUCACAGUGAAUGGGAACCUAUUUCGAUGUUUCUAAUAGUUUCUUUAUUUUGUCUCCACAGGUUCACUCGUGGUGCUGGAACCCCAAAUCAACCGAGUUUGCUCUUAUCUUUUCAGGUCCCGAACAGCCAGAUUUCACACACGUAUUCUUCAGCUGAAUCGAUAUCGCUUAAAUCUGUUUAUAUUUUUUCUAGCAUUUUAUUAUGGUUCAAAAAUUAAAAUCCUUUCUUUUAAUUCUUCCCCAAAUGCAUCCGUGAACAGGACCACCCGAACUCCACUUCACCGUAGAUCUGCCUCUGCCUCUGCUGCUGCUCGUCAACGAGAAAAAAAAAGUUACCGUACGAGAGAAGCAGCAAAAAGCACUUUCCCCUGACUCGGGAUCAGGUAGCGUAAUAUGACAGAAGGUGCCACGUCGACAGCGGUUGAAUGUCUAGGUAAUUCACUGGAUGUUGUUGACCACAGCGAGCAACAAGACGCACCGAGGACGACGUCUAUCGAGCUUAACCUGCUGAAGCAGACCGGCGGUACGGAGGCAACCGAAGAUUCUACCCAGAAACAGCAACAUCAGCAACAAGUCGUCGAGAUGACGCAAAAUAAGGUAUCGAAGAAGGAGAAGCUACCGGACCGCGGUUCCUGGGGCUCGAAGCUAGACUUCAUCCUGUCCGUCGUCGGGUUGGCCAUCGGACUGGGCAAUGUGUGGCGUUUUCCUUACCUCUGCUACAAGAACGGUGGCGGAGCAUUUCUGAUACCGUACUUUCUAACCCUGUUCCUGGCGGGGAUUCCCAUGUUUUUCAUGGAACUGGCCCUGGGACAGAUGUUGACCAUCGGUGGACUGGGUGUGUUCAAGAUUGCACCCAUUUUCAAAGGUAUUGGAUAUGCGGCAGCUGUGAUGUCCUGUUGGAUGAACGUUUACUAUAUCGUCAUUCUGGCGUGGGCUAUCUUUUACUUCUUCAUGUCGUUACGAGCUGAUGUACCCUGGCGAACCUGUGAUAAUGCGUGGAAUUCGCUUAAUUGUGUGAAUCCUUACGAUCGGAAGAAUUUACUGUGCUGGGAAACAAUAGAAGUUAACAGCACACUGACCAAGAUUUGUUCGCUGAACUCGAACAACGUUUCGGUGACGGAUAUGACGGAUCCCGUGAAAGAGUUCUGGGAGCGUCGUGCGUUGAUGAUUUCCAGCGGUAUCGAAGAGAUAGGAUCGAUUCGUUGGGAGCUUGCUGGGACCCUGCUGUUGAUGUGGAUUCUGUGCUACUUCUGCAUCUGGAAAGGUGUCAAAUGGACUGGCAAGGUCGUGUACUUCACUGCUCUGUUCCCGUACUUCCUGAUGACCAUUUUGCUGAUUCGUGGUAUUACUCUGCCCGGUGCCGGUGAUGGUAUUAAGUUUUACGUUACACCAAACUUGGCGAAAUUGUCCGAAUCAGAGGUAUGGAUUGACGCCGUGACGCAAAUAUUCUUCUCGUAUGGACUCGGUUUGGGAACACUGGUGGCACUGGGAAGUUACAACAAAUUUACCAACAAUGUUUACAAAGAUGCGCUGAUCGUGUGUGCGGUCAACUCGAGUACCAGUAUGUUCGCCGGAUUCGUCAUCUUCUCCGUAGUCGGAUUCAUGGCGCAUGAACAGCAAAGGCCUGUGGCGGAGGUGGCAGCUUCUGGUCCGGGAUUGGCGUUCUUGGCGUAUCCUUCGGCCGUCCUACAGCUUCCGGGUGCCCCGCUGUGGUCCUGUCUGUUCUUCUUUAUGUUACUACUGAUCGGUCUUGAUUCGCAGUUCUGUACGAUGGAAGGAUUUAUCACGGCCGUUAUCGACGAGUGGCCCCAUCUGCUCAGACGGCGUAAGGAAUUGUUCAUUGCCAUUGUUUGUUUUAUCAGCUACUUGGUUGGGUUGACGUGUAUCACGGAGGGUGGAAUGUACGUAUUCCAAAUUCUGGACUCGUAUGCGGUAAGCGGUUUCUGUCUGUUAUUCCUGAUGUUCUUCGAGUGCAUCUCGAUCUCGUGGGCAUUCGGUGUGGACCGCUUCUACGACGGCAUCAAGGACAUGAUCGGUUACUACCCGUUGGCCUGGUGGAAGUUCUGCUGGGUUGUCACCACCCCGGCUAUCUGUGUUGUAAGUAUGAUUGCUACCGGUUGAUCCGGUGGAGCAGUUAAUUUGUUUUCAAAUCUGACUUGAGAUGACUAGGCGAGAUUUUGGAGUGAAUGAGGAUGUUUUUGGAGUGCGAGAAGUUUCAGGCUUCGAGGGAUGGGAGUUUGCAACGCCGAGGAGCAACACCAGGAAGCAGCAACGGUAAUUUUGGCAUAGAGAGUAUUUAGUUUUUCAUUUCAGCUAUCAGAGGUUUGUGAGAAGUACGUUUUCAGUGAUGUCUACUUGACAUAGGAGGACUAUGGACGGAAUUUUACUUAAAAUUGCAAUGUAUAAUAAAGUAAUUGAAAUUUGAUUAUAACUUUGUAUAUCUUAACGCUUUUCAAUUAUGAUCGAUAUUAUAUUCUGCUAUGAUUUGCGAA